AUGCAUUCAGUCUUAGUCUGUCAUUGGUGCCACUACACCGUCACCCGGACGGUUUCCUGUCAAGUGCAGAAUGGCUCGGAGACAGUAAUCCAAAGGGUUUAUCAGAGCUGCCGGUGGCCGGGACCUUGUGCCAACUUAGUAAGGACCCUCAUCCGACCCACGUACAAGAUAGCUUACCGAACAGUAACUGCUCUUGAAUGGCGAUGCUGCCCUGGUUUCACUGGAAGCAACUGUGAGGAAGAAUGUAUGAAUUGCACAAAGCUCACAGAUAUGACUGAAAGGCUGACUAUCUUGGAAGCCAAAGAACAAAACCCACAAUUUGGCAAAUGCUUGAAAGAGCAAGUUCGAUUGCCGUAUCUUAAGAAUAUGUGGCCAAAAUCUAGGGGAAAAUUCUAUGAAAGAAGAACCACACUAGUAUCAUUUGAUAUCUUUUGUCCUGUUAUUGCUGUGGUAACGGGCCUAACACCAGAAGCCUGGCAGUGA
Molecule: messenger RNA, 483 nt
Organism: Thamnophis sirtalis
Lineage: Eukaryota; Metazoa; Chordata; Lepidosauria; Squamata; Natricidae
Source: RefSeq, a predicted model, not a curated record